This is a messenger RNA of Pungitius pungitius (ninespine stickleback), 714 nucleotides long. RefSeq names its product mitochondrial ribosomal protein L55 (gene mrpl55). The transcript is spliced from 3 exons. Bases 63 to 440 code for a protein of 125 amino acids. Gene Ontology annotation, molecular function: structural constituent of ribosome. Gene Ontology annotation, biological process: translation. Gene Ontology annotation, cellular component: mitochondrial large ribosomal subunit. The record is from RefSeq and is a predicted model, not a curated record. Lineage: Eukaryota; Metazoa; Chordata; Actinopteri; Perciformes; Gasterosteidae.
UGUACAGCUCACUAGUUACAUUAGAAGAAGAGAGGAGCGGUUCGUCCUUCCUGUCAGACUCCAUGGUCGUAAACAUGUUUCUGAUGAAGCUGUGCGCGCCACGCAGCAUUUUAUCACGGUGCGUGUUCGCUGCCCCCCUCCACACGCAGCCCCCCCGGCUCAACUCCAACAGGACGUCGGUGGUGCGCUGCAGCCGCCAGAAGUACGAGCGACUGUUCCCGGUGGUGCUGGUCCGACCCGACGGGUCUACAGUCAACAUCCGGUACCGAGAGCCCAGACGCAUCCUCAUGAUGCCAGCCGAUCUGUCCACACUGUCUGAGGAGGAGCGCCGAGCCAGACAGAAAAAGAGAGAAGUGAAAAAGACGAAAAAGCAGACAGCUGUCCAGUACGAAGAUGACUUCAAAGUGGACAAAUACAGCCAAUUCUGGAAGAAGAAAUGACUUCUGGAUGUAUGUUAAAUAAAUGGGUCAAACAUCCGACUCUUACUUCCGUUUGUCCAGCCGCAGACGUUUUAGUCGGCUGGUGGUGAUGCUAAAAAAGGGAUUCCUCCAAAAGGUGAAAUGGUGGAACAUUUGGGCAGGAUUAGUGACUUCACUCACCGUGUGUAGCACGCUGCUGAGUGCUUGGACUUUGUUACUUUCCUUGAAGUGUAAGGAUGAAAUAACACUGACUGAAGUUAAUAAAGUUGUCUCAAUCUGUAGUCAAUGUUGAAAA